CUUAGAAAGAUUAAUAUGCAUCCCUGUCAUCCACAUCCGAAUAAGACUGUUUUAGCUUAACUGCCAUAUGGAUGCUGGUACAAUACGGGCCACUUAUCUGACCAUAACCUUAGCCCUUAGUUCUGACGUAUUUCGUGUCCAUCAUAUAAGUUUAGGGUCGACAUAUCGUGCAUAUAAUAUUCUACGACUCUAAAAUAUAGCUUAUGACAUGGUAACUUUAUGCAUUCAGUGUUUAAACGUAUACAACGCGAUUAAGCUCACGUGUGUCAGGUUCUAAAAUCCAGUUUACAUUUGCGAUUUGAAGCGAUAAAUACUGAAACUCCAUCCUCUGUAUCGCUUCUGUGGUUGUUGUAAGUAUAGAAAGCGUCUACUCUCUUUUUGUGCAUUUUGUUACUUGAUAGCAAACUUUAGAGAACGUUAAUUAGCAGCACUUAUCGACGGAGCCUGUAGGCGCAUUGAGAGGGUUUGGGGGAGCUCCCUUUUCACUUUUCCAAAUAUACAUUCUUGCUGCCAGUAGUAUAUUUUAAGACCUCGUAGAACGUUGAGAAGUAACUAAUCAACAGGGGGCAUGAUGUAAGUGUUCUCGUUCAGUUCAUGGUUGGAAUUAUUUGAAAAUUGACUUUUUGUUAAAAAACAUUUCUUCAUUGCUGAAACUUCGAUUAUAUUGUGAAAUAGACGGAGGAUUCAAUAAAGAGGAAUGGAAUCCGUUUGCACAUUUUUCAACUUUUUUUUUGAUUCAAAAUUUUAGUAGUACACGGUGUCUGUUAUGAAAGGCGGGUGGUGGGGGUGUGCAGUGGUACUAGUAGGUGCCAUAUCACAGGAUCGUUCAGUCUCAAAAGCCUGCGAUGAUUAUAUGUUGUUCGUGUGCACAGGUUAAAAAUAACCCUGUCUUGGGUAAAAUUUUUGUCAGAGAAUUUUGAAAUAUUUCAACGCCUUCGCUCUUCACAGCACAGGACUUGGCAGAGAUCUCCUGCAUGAGGAGCUAUUUUUUUAUAAGAUAUGGCAGGCUCUAUGACUUAAUACCCAGUACGUGUAGUGCCCCAGAGGCCUAUGAAUUAAUGUUUGCGUAGGUUGGUUAAUAAAUCUGUCUACAAGUGCUUCAAGUUGCCAAAAGUAAAAGAAAUACAUCCCGUUUGCCUUUUUUUAAUCAAAUACAAAACAAAAACUAGUUUGGCUUCAGGGUCCUGGAUUCAUAAUAAUGAAUAAAUGUCUCAGCAUACUUUUUCUUGUUUACGUCCAAGUUUUCUAUUUAAAUGUUCAUUGCAUUCUUGCCGAAUGAAAAGUUCUAGUUGGCUCCUCCCAUCCAACUCGGCAACACAUGUUCGCCUCCAGCCAAGAACUGCUGAUAAAGCCAAGCAAGAGAUCGAUUCACAUUGAUUGUAAAUAAGCCUUCAAUUUACUUCUUCAUUUCAAAUUUGGCAGAAAAGGAGGUAUUACGAUGUUCUGAUCUUAGAAUCACCGUUCCGCGAUAUUAUGAUAUCAGAAAGAUUUGUUCCCAUUGCGCAACUUAGACCCGACAGCACAAAUACAGCUUUAAAGCAGAAUACACAAGAACAACAUAUUAUUACCGCACGAAGAAAAGGAACAACAAGAAUCUAGAGGAUUACGUAGUUUCUCUGUUCCAAAUAGAAUUCAUAUAAGUCUUGAUUUAUGGAUAAGAUUUAUAAGGCAGUCAGCAGAGUAGAACAACGCUCGGUGAAUUGUAGCUCAGGAACAAUCCGGAGAAUUUGGGUCGUUAAAAACCAUCAAGAUGCAGACGGACUCUGCAAGUUUGCCUCGAAUACCGAGCUGUUUCCCAGUGGGCUUUUUACUUAGUUACCGCCAAGAUCGGACUUCAAUUAUCUGAUUGAGCCUAAUUGUAUAUUGAUGACUUCAUCCCGUUAGCUCGCGUAGUACUGUGGCUCGGUUGUGUACUGUCAGCUAGAUCAAUCCGAGAAAAGGCGUUGUAAGAACUCCAGAUUUGUAUUCAAUGGUAUUUGCUGUACAGUGGGAGCAUAUCGGUUCAUGCGAAAGAUGUUGUUCAGUGGAUGGCGCGAUUUCACAGCCAUCUGAGCGUGAAGUUACGUAACACAAGCAACUUGUCGCGCAUGCUUUAAGCCUCCAUUCGCCCUGGUGCAGCCAUUAAAAAGCGGAACUCGGGUUGGACAGAUAGCGUAAAUCCAUGGUAGGGGCAGAGAGGGCUACAGAAUCGUGCAAAACCAGCCCGCCCUUGCUUGCACCCACAGGUCGAUAAACUGGGUUGUCUGCGCGUGAGCUUGACAAUCGAUCUGACAACAUUGCCUGUGGAAAGUUGUCACCUCAAGGAGUUAUGGACGUCUGAAACGUCGUGAUUUUAUUUAAUGAUGCCACCAGAAGGCUUAGGUCCGGUGAAUGGAACUCCUUUGCUCUACCAUAACUCAACUCCGUACAAUGAUGAAGUGGAAACGAUUAUCAGUCUCACCACUGACGUUGAAGGAGAAUUGCUGCAAUACAUAACAUACAAUGAUACAAGGCAUAAUUAUUCCUACACUGCGACUGAGAGUAACUCAACGAACAGCACAAUGCCAGUCCCGUUACUGAACUACCCGGUGUGGCAAGCCGUUCUUAUCUCUCUUUGCUUUGCUGCCCUGAUCAUAGGGACAGCGGUAGGGAACAUACUGGUCUGUAUGGCCGUGGGGCUGGUCAGACGACUACGGACUCCGUCAAAUUUGCUCAUUGUUUCUCUUGCCGUGUCGGACCUCUUGGUAGCUCUUCUAGUCAUGCCGUUAUCGGCACUUUAUGAGCUCCAGGGAAGGUGGACGUUAGGACAUCAAAUUUGUGAUAUGUGGACAUCACUAGAUGUACUACUGUGUACGGCUUCCAUACUUAAUCUAUGUAUGAUUAGUGUUGAUCGCUACUUUGCCAUUACUAGACCACUUCAGUAUGCCAUGAAAAGGACACCAAAGCGUAUGGCCAUCAUGGUCAGCAUGGUCUGGAUCGCCUCCGCUCUCAUCAGCAUCGUUCCUCUGUUCGGUUUCAGGAAAACAAACGAACGCGGGACAGAUGGACAGUGUAUCAUAAAUCAGUCCAUAUUUUACCAGAUCUAUGCAACUCUUGGUGCCUUCUACUUACCGCUGUCAGUUAUGAUCAUAGUGUACUUUAAAAUAUACAUGGUAUCUCUACGGCUUGCGGAAGCGGACCACCGUUCCGCUGCCACCAGUUCAAUUUUGGGACAGGAGGCCUUACUAAGACCUAAGUUAUCGAAUGAGGAAAACCAUAACUGGCCAACCACGACACCCAAUGGGGACCUGACGCUCAAGGUGAAAAACAACGAGGACACUUACAAACAAAUACAGCAUCACAUAAAUGCCAAAGUUCAGUCGAAGUCGAAGUCACAUAGACCUUGGAAAUUUCUUAAGAAAUGUCCUUGUCGAUUCCGAAGAAUAAAAUCUCAUCAUAGAGAGAGCAAAGCGACAAAGACGCUGGGAGUUAUUAUGGGUGGUUUUACAUUGUGUUGGCUUCCAUUUUUUAUAUUAGCUCUCGUUCGGCCUUUUUGUGGAGAUUCGUGUUUUAUACCCAAUUGGGUGACAUCACUUCUCACUUGGCUUGGAUACGCCAACUCUUUCUUUAAUCCAGUCAUUUACGCCAGGUUUAACAAAGAAUUCAGGACGCCCUUCAAGGAGAUUUUAUGUUUUAGGUGUAAAAAUAUCAACACACGCGUUCGUUCUGAGAGCUAUGUACAACAAUACGGCAGCCCGGAAGGGUUUCACUCUCAUGCUCAUUCCGUUCAUAGAUUAUCGAUACAACAUAGCCCAAGACUUGCGGGCGGAACCUCAGCGGCCACUGUAGUGAAAUUAAACGAUAAAGGACAUCCGUCAGUGGUGAAAUACACCAACGGCGGAACACAAGAACAUCCAACAGAACAAACAGAAGAAUCGAAACUCUGAACAUUGCAAUGCAACAUUUGGUCCCUUUAGCUUUAGCCCCUGUUCCUGGCUCUUUCUAACACCGAUAAGCUUGGAUGGGGCUAUCAUAUAUGUCUGUCUGUUUGUCUGUCUGUCUAUCUGUCUGUCUGUCUGUCUGUCUGUCUGUCCAGCUACCCCCCACCCCCUUUGUGUGUUUACAUACGUUACUUUAAAGUUAAGAAAAGGGUUUUUGGAAAUAUUCUUUAGUUGUUAUACAAGACAGUGUGCAAUCUGUCAAGUAGUUAUUUUUAUUUUUCGUCGUUGAACAUCUAUCUGCUUCUUGUUACUCCUUUGGAAUUCAUAAAAGAGAAAUCAUUCUUCUUUGUAGCGCUGGAAUCCUAACUGAAAAGUAUAUCAAUAGAAUGAUCUAUCAAAUAUCGGUUAAAGGGAUAACAACUCUUCAUUUUAGCGGGGAAAGUGCCGAAUUUUCCUGGGGUAAAAGACGAUUUUUCCCAAAAUUCUCAAUGGUUAAUGAGUCCGUUCCGACAAUUAAAGUUAGUCGAUUGUUUUUUAAAGUGUUUUUUUUUUGUAAUAAUCUCUUAUUUUUGUAAUAAUCUCUUAAGAGAUUAUUACAGAGAAGAGUCAUCUAUGAAAAGCCAUGUGGUCCGAUGACAAGCACAAAUUUCAGAAUAAUUUGGAUAACCGCAGUUUUGGUGGUGCAAUAGAAUUUAUUAUAUUUCUUUAUGUUGUUUACAAUGCAUUUAUUGUGUAAUUUUGAAUCUCAUAUGAAGAGUUGUUAUUCGUUUAUAAUAAGUACAAGGUAUCAGUCGUUGCGUUUUUAAAAUUGCAGCUUUACUAAGGGAAACAUUUUCAAAAGAUUGUGGAUUUUAAGUGGCAUCUGGUAAAGUAUUUAUUUAAUCAUUUGUU
Lingula anatina is the source of this 4790-nucleotide messenger RNA. RefSeq names its product 5-hydroxytryptamine receptor 1A-alpha. Gene Ontology annotation, molecular function: G protein-coupled receptor activity. The record is from RefSeq and is a predicted model, not a curated record. Gene Ontology annotation, cellular component: plasma membrane. NCBI's taxonomy places the organism in Eukaryota, Metazoa, Brachiopoda, Lingulata, Lingulida, Lingulidae. Gene Ontology annotation, biological process: positive regulation of MAPK cascade; adenylate cyclase-activating adrenergic receptor signaling pathway.